Molecule: messenger RNA, 456 nt
Organism: Symbiodinium natans
Lineage: Eukaryota; Dinophyceae; Suessiales; Symbiodiniaceae
Source: the annotation of a GenBank genome assembly
AUGUCAAACCGUGCUUGGGCUUGGACUGUGAAUGUGACAGUUAUUGGUGGGUGCAUGGGGUGUGCCAAAGCUCCUUGCUUAAGACUGUGCCACCCAGGCGACGGUGUCACCGACCUUGCCGUGGGAGACGCCGUCAUUGCCGUGCCACCAGAUGGCAUGGGCGGCCCGGCAAAAGGGAUGCGGCAACGCGAUCGGAAGCCUCUGCCAUGGCCUGUCGUUGAUAGAGGCCGAAGGCCUAAGGUUGUAGACGAGGUUGUCUGUCAUAACGGCUUUCGCGCCCCGGCCGCUCUGACCUCAGGCUCCUUCUGCACCACCGAUGCUCGCUGGGUCUAUGCUGCACCGAGCAUGAGCCCAGAGGAGGCAGUGGCAGGCAGGAUGGGCAGGCAGAUCUUCUCAGAUCUCGGGAGAGAUGCGUUCUUUUUCUCCCAUUUAAAGCACCAUUCUUUUAAGCUCUAA